Molecule: messenger RNA, 369 nt
Organism: Aspergillus neoniger CBS 115656
Lineage: Eukaryota; Fungi; Ascomycota; Eurotiomycetes; Eurotiales; Aspergillaceae
Exons: 2
Coding region: 1-369 (122 amino acids)
Source: RefSeq, a predicted model, not a curated record
AUGGCACUCAUUGAAAGCUUCAUUCACGGUGUCAUACUAGACCCCACUACGGUCGGCGAUCUCAAUGCUCCACUUCUGCUGCGUGCUCCUGGCUUUCACGGGCAUUUCUGCCUGAGUGCUGGACUAAAUCCGCACUUACCGGUGGGAGAUCCGGGGUGGCUGGGUCUUUCUGAGGGUUGGUGUGGGACUCUUCGCAAUGUGGCACCGGGGCACAGAGCAAUCGGUAUCGGGACGUUGCUCACUGUGCCGCGCAUCCCCAUGCAGGCCAGCGCCCCGACCGCCGAGGAUCAAGCGCUCGCAAUCGGCAUCCUCGUUUCCUUCCGUCUAUUUCGUGCUGCGAUCGGCCUUUCGCGUUGUCUGACUUUUUAA